AUGACACCCACCAAAGACAACAAGCUGGGUACGCCCAAGGCCGUCAACCCAGAGCUUCAGGCAGGUGGUGGUACAGCAUCGGCCUCCACUACAGCUCGCAAGGUCGACGCCUUAUCACCACUCCUUACACAAUACAUCAAGGCAGUCUACGACGAAAUCAUGAAGCGAUACGACUUGGGAACAAAGGAGGGACAAUUGAAGUGGCUGGCGGAGGAGCAGCAGUGCUCAGGGCAGAACGCUGAGCUUCUGGCCGACGGCUCCUUCUCGCACUUCGCCAACUACUUCAUGUCAGGAUCGGCAAGUGUAUUGAAGCCUGCGCAACCUGUGGAUGAGUCGUAUCCAAUCUCCAACUACUUCAUCUCCUCGAGUCACAACACAUACCUUACCGGAAAUCAGCUGUCGAGCGACUCGAGCGUCGAUGCCUACAAGAACGUCCUGAUGCGAGGAUGUCGUUGCGUCGAGGUCGAUGUUUGGGAUGGAGACGAGCUUUCCGAUUCUAGCUCAGAUGAGGAAGCUGCCAUGGGCAACCCAGGAUCGAGUGACACGAGGAAAGAGAAGAAGAAGUCCAAGUCGGGUCUGAGUAUCCGUAAGAGGCUAGGGCUCAAGUUUGGCAAGAAGAGCGACGAAGAGAAAGAAGAGGAAUCACCGCAGCCGCCUCAGGAUGGAGAUAACAAGAUCAAGCCCUGGCACUCUGCCUCUUACACGUCAAGGGCCGAGCCCAGGGUAUUUCACGGCUACACUUUGACCAAGGACAUGACGUUCCGCGCCGUAUGCGCGACUAUCAGGGAUUAUGCAUUUGCUGCAUCAAACCUACCCUUGAUAGUAAGUCUCGAGGUACACACCGGUCCAGAGCAGCAGGAGAUCAUGGUUGAGAUCAUGAACGAGUACUGGAAAGGUAUGCUACUUGAGCUACCCCUAGAUCCAGCGCAGGGUCUUGAUGAAGCUCAUCUACCGACGUUGAAGGAGCUGGAGAAUAAGAUCCUGGUCAAGGUCAAGCGUGGGCAUAUGAAGCCAGUCGCAGUGGAGCCACAACCCACAACAUUAGCCGCACCAGCAUCAGCGCCGCCACUAGAGCAUACCACGAGCACUGAUUCUGCGGCUUCAGAGUCAUCAGAAGUCGGCCCAGAUGGAGAGAAGAAGCCUCCGGCGCCAAAGCCUAAGAUUAUCGAAGCACUAUCACGACUGGGUGUUUAUCUAGGAGGCUACUCGUACAAGACUCUUGAUGCUCCAGAGGCGAAGAUACCUACUCAUGUCUUCUCCUUGUCAGAAGGAACCUUGAUGGAAGUUCACGAAACGGAUCCUGUCCGACUCUUUGAACACAACAAACACUUCUUCAUGCGCGCUUACCCAAAGGGCUUGCGGUUGACUUCGUCCAACUUGAACCCUUCGGUCUUCUGGCGUGCUGGAGUUCAAAUAGUAGCCCUGAACUGGCAACGCUGGGAUGGUGGAAUGAUGCAAAAUGAAGCCAUGUUUGCAGGUACCGGUGGCUGGGUCCUCAAACCCGAAGGGUAUCGCAGCACCAGCCAAGAGGUGACACAAAAGACCGCCAUACCUCAUCACGACCUUGACUUGACCAUUGAGUUCCUCGCAGGACAGGAUAUCCCUCUGCCUCCCGAGGAGGACGACCCAAAGGAUCUCAAGCCUUACGUCAAGGUUGAGUUGCACGUGGAGUCACACGAAGAGCGUAACGCCGAGCCAGUACCCGGUAAUGGAAGAAGCCAAAAGGGCGAAUACAAACAGAAGACGAAGACAACCAAGACCACGAACCCGGAUUUUGGCGGUGAAGUCGUCAAAUUCGUCAGUGUACCCGGUGUCACGGAAGAAUUGACAUUCGUCAGAUUCAAAGUCAUGGACGAUGAACGACUCAGCGACGAUCUAGCCGCUUGGGCAUGCUUCCGCCUCGACCGUCUGCAGACGGGUCUACGCAUGCUGCAUCUAUACGACUCAAAUGGUGUCAUCACCAAGGGUGUGCUGUUGGUCCGCAUUAGGAAGACGGUCAGUACGGCUUGA
Messenger RNA from Alternaria atra, 2010 nucleotides. RefSeq lists its product as uncharacterized. Gene Ontology annotation, biological process: lipid metabolic process; phosphatidylinositol-mediated signaling. The coding region runs from base 1 to 2010 and encodes 669 amino acids. Gene Ontology annotation, molecular function: phosphatidylinositol-4,5-bisphosphate phospholipase C activity. Lineage: Eukaryota; Fungi; Ascomycota; Dothideomycetes; Pleosporales; Pleosporaceae. The transcript has 2 exons. The record is from RefSeq and is a predicted model, not a curated record.